This is a messenger RNA of Calypte anna (Anna's hummingbird), 3275 nucleotides long. RefSeq names its product glucosylceramidase beta 2 (gene GBA2). The coding region runs from base 40 to 2580 and encodes 846 amino acids. Lineage: Eukaryota; Metazoa; Chordata; Aves; Apodiformes; Trochilidae. The transcript has 17 exons. Gene Ontology annotation, molecular function: glucosylceramidase activity; beta-glucosidase activity. Gene Ontology annotation, cellular component: membrane. The record is from RefSeq and is a predicted model, not a curated record. Gene Ontology annotation, biological process: central nervous system development; glucosylceramide catabolic process; carbohydrate metabolic process.
GCGGCGGCAGCGGCGGAGGAGGAGGCGGCGGGGCCGCUGAUGCGGCGGUACGAGGGUUCGGCGCGGGGCCGCGGCGUGGCGGCGGACGGCUGGCGCGUCUGCUUGGCCCACCGCUUCGAGGAGCCACGGCAGCCCUACGGCGCCACCGACGUGCCGUUCCGUGACGUCCUGCGGCAUAUCGGCAUGGCCUUGCGAUACUUCAGGUGGUGGUAUAAGAAGACCCGCAUAGAGAAGAAAUCUGCCUUCAUCGACCUCUUGUGUGCUGUUCCUCUACAGCAGAUCUAUGGGUGCCCUCUGGGUGGGAUUGGGGGAGGCACCAUCACCCGUGGCUGGCGAGGCGAGUUCUGCCGCUGGCAGCUGAACCCCGGCCUUUACCAUUACGAAACAGUGAUUGCCAACCAGUUCACGGUGUGCCUGCGUUGCAAGGGGCAGACAGUUUACCAGCAGGUCCUCUCUGUGGAGAGACCCAGCACUCUGCAGGGAUGGAACUGGGGCUUCUGCGGCCACUAUGCCUUCUACCAUGCUCUGUACCCCCGUGCCUGGAUGGUCUAUGAGCUCCCGGGGCAAAAUGUGGUUCUCACUUGCCGCCAGGUCUCUCCUGUCAUCCCCCAUGACUAUAAGGACUCCAGCCUGCCGGUGGGAGUGUUCAUCUGGGAGGUGGAGAAUGGGAGGGACGAGGAAGUGGAGGUCUCCAUCAUGUUCAGCGUGCAGAAUGGCAUGGGAGCAAAGGAUGACAGGAGCGGCGGGCACUGGAACGAGCCCUUUGCCUUUGAGAAGGAGGGUGAGCGGGUUGCUGGAGUCCUGCUGCAUCACUGCAAACAUGUUAACCCCUUCACCCUUGCCAUCUCUGCCCGGGAGAAGCCUGGCACAGAAGUCACCCACCUCACAGCAUUCAAUCCAAUGGGAUCAGGUAGAGAGGUGUGGCAGGACCUACUGCAGGAUGGCAAGCUGGAUUCCCCUGAUGGUAAAAGCAAACUGACAGAGAAGGGGGAGGUGACAGCAGCAGCGGUCUGUGCCAGUUGCAAGGUGCCUGCCCAUGGUCACAGGACGCUGGAGCUGGCCCUGGCUUGGGACAUGCCCUGUGUUCACUUUGGCUCCAAGGAGAAGCUGCACCUCAGGAGGUACACACGGUUCUUUGGCAGUGGAGGUGAUGCUGCUCCUGCCCUGUCGCACUAUGCCCUGAUUCACUGCGAGGAGUGGGAGAGGAAGAUCGAAGCAUGGCAGAAACCUAUCCUGGAAGACAGCCAGCUGCCUUCCUGGUACAAGUCGGCCCUCUUCAAUGAGCUGUACUUUGUGAUGGAUGGGGGGACCAUCUGGGUGGAGCUGCCCCCUGACUGCUGUGCAGAGGACCUGCAAGGGCCGGCGGGGAAUGGCCUCUCCCACCUCCUCCCUGUCCUGCGGGAGUACGGAAGGUUUGCUUAUUUGGAAGGCCAGGAGUACCGGAUGUACAACACCUAUGAUGUCCACUUCUACGCCUCCUUUGCUCUUGUCAUGCUGUGGCCCAAGCUGCAGAUCAGCCUGCAGUAUGACAUUGCUGUCACUGUGUUCAAUGAGGAUGUCCAGCCCCGGCAGUACUUGAUGUGUGGUCAGACAGCCCAAGUGAAGCUGAAGAAUGUGGUACCACAUGACAUUGGGGACCCAGGUGAUGAGCCAUGGCAGCGUGUCAAUGCCUACCUGAUGCAUGACACAGCCAGCUGGAAGGACCUCAACCUGAAGUUUGUGCUGCAGGUGUACCGAGACUACUACCUGACACAGGAUUCUGUGUACUUGCGGGACAUGUGGCCAGCCUGCCAGACUGUGAUGGAGUCAGAGAUGAAGUUUGACACAGAUAACGAUGGGCUCAUUGAAAAUGGUGGCUUUGCUGACCAGACGUAUGAUGCGUGGGUGGUAAAUGGAGCCAGUGCAUACUGUGGUGGGCUGUGGCUGGCAGCUGUCUGCAUGAUGUGCAAGAUGGCAGAGGUGCUUGGGGAUACUGAGAUCCAGCAGAAGUACCGGGACAUCCUGAGCAAGGGCAAGGAGGCAUUUGAGAGGAUGCUGUGGAAUGGAAAAUACUACAACUAUGACAGCAGUGGGACCGAAACCUCCAGCAGCAUCAUGUCAGACCAGUGUGCUGGGCAGUGGUUUCUUGGGGCUUGUGGUCUUGGCCAGGGGGAAUAUGAGGUUUUCCCCAAGAGCCACGUCAUCAGUGCUCUCAAGACCAUUUUUGAGAAGAACGUCAUGAGCUUUGCUGGUGGCACCAUGGGAGCAGUGAAUGGCAUGAGGCCUGAUGGGGUUCCUGACACCUCCAGCUUGCAGUCCGAUGAGGUGUGGAUUGGUGUAGUCUACACCUUGGCUGCCACCAUGAUCCAGGAGGGGCUGGUGGAGGAAGGCUUCCGUACAGCAGAGGGCUGCUACCGGACGGUUUGGGAACGUCUGGGCAUGGCAUUCCAGACACCAGAGGCGUACCGGGAGAAGAAGGUUUACCGCUCUCUGGCUUACAUGCGGCCCCUCAGCAUCUGGAGCAUGCAGCUGGCCCUGGAGCACAGGGCUGGUCGGACACCAGCAGCCCCACAGCCCCCCCAGGUCCCCACCCACCCCUGAGCCUGGUGGCACUGCAUUGGGGCAGUGGGUCCUCCCAGGGGCUGGGUGGGACCCUUCCCUUCUUUGAUAAUACUCACAUUGCUGCUUUCCUUCCCUACCUCCACUACAUGCCCUUCACCUCAGGGGGGCCUCCAGCCACUGAUGCUGAGCACGAGGGAGGAUCUGAGGUAUACAUGGUGUCUCCUUGGAGAGGAGAAGGUUGGGAUAAGGAGGUGCUGCUGGAGCCUGUGCCUCUCCUUCCCCAUCACUCAGGGCUCUGACAGCCUGUAGGACCCCCAGCCAUCCUCCAGGGGAGCUGGUACCUUGCCUGGGAGCACAGGAGACCACUCCAGCAGUCAGUAAGGCUGGGUAAGGGGAUAGCUGGCCUGCUGGCCAAAAAAAAAGUGUGUGGGUGUAUGUGCGUGUGAAGAAUGGUGCACACAGGCGUGUGGAUGCUGUAGUUGUCCCUCUGUGGUGUGACACUGCAAACACAGUGUCCCAAGGCAGUGCCCCAAGGCACCAGCCCCAGGGAAAUGUGUGGCAAUACAAUUCCCAGGGGAGCCCCAGCUCCCCAGCCCAUGACAAUCGGAGCCCAAGCAGCAGGUCCUGGUCUGGCACCAUGGAACCCCUCCCUGCUGGUGCCGGGGGAGGGCAGCAAAGCACGUUUUAGGGGAUAAAUCAUUGUAUGUUCUAAAUAAAUCUGUCCAGCUGUUUCU